GUCGUUCCUUGCCUUCCCGUCUCUCCUUCGCCUAAAACGAUUCUGCCGACGCCACGAAGCAGCGAUCGCAGAGCUCCAUCGUCCACAGGAGGCCACCAGCAGGUUAAGAUGGAUAAUCCUGGGCAGGGGCAACCACCAGUCACAGAUGCGGUCCACAUACCUUAUAUUGACAUGCCAUACCAAGAUAACCAAAUGAUGGGCAGUAAUGUACCAAUCUCGUCCAGCCAGUUAACAACUGCUGCUUCUCAGGUGCAGCUAGCCCAGCACCAACUCUUUUAUCAACGCAUCCAAAAGCAGCAGCUGCAGCAACUAGACCAGACACUCCGGAUGUUCUGGGCAAGUCAAUAUCAGGAGAUCUUGGCAACCACAGAUUUCAAGAACCAUAGCCUUCCAUUGGCCAGGAUUAAGAAGAUCAUGAAGGCAGACGAGGAUGUGAGGAUGAUAGCAGCAGAGGCCCCUGUGCUGUUUGCGAGGGCAUGCGAGAUGUUCAUCCUGGAGCUGACUUACCGUUCAUGGGCUCAAACAGAGGACAACAAGCGAAGAACACUGCAUAAAAAUGAUAUUGCUGGGGCAAUUACAAGAACAGAUGUCUUUGAUUUUUUGGUGGAUGUUGUGCCAAGAGAGGAUCUCAAGGAAGAAGUGAAUGCUAAUGACUCUCUUGCACAUUAUUAUGCAUCUCCUCAGGUUGGGAGUCUGGGAAUGAUCAUGAAUAAACCUGGGGUGGAUCAGGACUUGCUGUAUGCCCAAAUGCCUCAACCUUACGUGCCUCAGCAAUUCUGGGAGCAGCAGCAGACAAUUCAGCAGCAACAGCCUCAACAUCAGGAGCAGCAGCCUGGUGAGGAUUUGUUAUAGGGGAAGGGGAAGGUCACAUAAAAGAAUGUUUGAAACAUCAAGUCACAAUAUUCAUCAACAAUGGUCCUCUUAAAGCUUGCAUUUUAUGCAGGUAUUCUUUUACUAUUUCGUUGCUGAAUUUACAAAUUUAUGAUCGCUUUGAUUUUUUUUUUCCUGGAUUAUUUUCUAAGUGUAAGAUUUAAAUGUACAUAUAGUCGGCUGCAAUGGCAUAAAUAAUUAAAUCUUCUUCACAU
Molecule: messenger RNA, 1085 nt
Organism: Elaeis guineensis (African oil palm)
Lineage: Eukaryota; Viridiplantae; Streptophyta; Magnoliopsida; Arecales; Arecaceae
Product: nuclear transcription factor Y subunit C-3
Biological process (GO): regulation of transcription by RNA polymerase II
Cellular component (GO): nucleus
Molecular function (GO): protein heterodimerization activity; RNA polymerase II cis-regulatory region sequence-specific DNA binding; DNA-binding transcription factor activity, RNA polymerase II-specific
Source: RefSeq, a predicted model, not a curated record